AUGUUAUGUGAUAUGAGAACAAGAAUUGAAACGCAUAAAAAAGAAUUUAAACCGAAAAUUCUUUCUUUUGAUUCAGAAUAUUUUUUUGAAGAUUCUCAAAAUUCCCCCCUUGAUUCACCUACAGAAUUUUACAUUUUACAUACAUAUUUAAUUUUAAGAUCAAAUUUAGGCGUUAAUAGUAAUGAUUAUCGACAAAACAUAAACAUUUCAUCUAAUGAAGAUAAUGAAGAAAAUACAGAAUAUAAUAUGAUAAAAGAGAAGACCUGCAAAGAGAAAAGCGAAGAAGAUAUGAAUCAUGAGGGUAGUAAAAAUACUGCUAGUUGCAGCAGUAGUCCAAAAUAUAUUAUUUACGAUAUAAAUUUCGAUAUUGAUAAAUCAAACGAUGAGGUACCAAAUAAAAUAGUAGAAGAUAUUAAUAAUUAUCUAAUAGAAAAUGUAGAGGCUUAUGCAAAAGAAGAUACUGAUGAGGAAAGCCAAUUUUUUAUAGAAAAUUUUUCCUUUGAUUUAUUUCAAAAUAUUUUCGAUUUAAAUAAUACCAGUUCUGAAGAAAAAAUUUUGAAAUCUUCAGUAGCGGAAAAUUCCGAAGAAAAUAAAACUUUAGAUGAAUUUGAAGAUAUUCAUCUUGAUUUGCUAGAACCUUAUGACGUUUUAAAAAAUCCUAUUGAAUCACUUAUACAUAUUUAUGGUUUAGAUGAAUGUGAUGAUGAUCAAUCAAGUACAGAUAAUUCAGAGAAAAGAACAGUCCCAGAGGAUAUCAGACAAAGAUCAAAUGAAACUAAAUCUGUUAAAGGAUAUGGUAGUGGAAAAAAAAUUAGUAAAAAAGAUACGAAAACUUCAAGUUAUAAAUCCAAGAAAAAAGAAACAGAUGAUUAUGAUAGUGAAGAUCUUAAAUGUUUUUUAAAAAUAAUUUCCCAUGAUAUUUCUGUACGGGAGUUAGACCAUAUUUCAAGUGAAACAUUUCAAAAUAUACAUGAUAUAUUAAAUUCUAUAAAAAGUAAUUAUAAUAAAAUCAUAAGUGAAAUUAAUGGAAGCAUGCAAUCUUUAGCAAUACUUGCAGAUGAAGAAUUGAAAAAUAUUGAUUUGAAAGCUUUACAAGAAAUGGAAAAUUGUUAUAACCGUCUACCUAAGUAUGUAGAUAAAUCGUUACUAGAUUUAUACUAUCAUAUUAUAUUAUCUAAAAAUAAUACAUACCAUAUAACUCGUAAUAAAGCAGAAAUAGUUACAAGUAUUAAGAAAGCUUUAGUCCUUUGGGAAAAAUUAUUAAAGCAACUUGAUUUCGCACAGGAAAUUACUAGAACCUUAGCAAAUAUUAUAGAUAAUUUUACAUACACUAAAAUUUUUUUUAGUAUUUCAAUAUUUUCAGAAAAUUUAAAUUGUUUUUCAGUUCUUUUUGAAGAAAUGGAAAAUUUAAUAGAGAGUAUUUCUAAAUCAGUUAAUGAUGGAUUUUCAUCACAUAAUAAAACUAAAAUAGAAAUUGCUAAAAAAUCUUUAUAUGAUGUUAACAGAAAAACUCGUGAAAUUUACAAGAAAAGCUCAAGUAGUUGUUUGAAUAUGCUUAGAAUGAUGGAUUUUUCAGGAAAUGAUAAUAAUAUAUUAUUAGAAUUUAUUUUUAAUAAUAUAUAUGAAGAAAAUGAGAAAAGCAAAAAAAUUAUAGAAAGUAUUAUGGAAAAAUAUGAAGAUAAAAACACAAUAAAAAUGGUUCAUAAUUUUUUUUCAAAGGAAAGAGAAAGAAUUUUAAAAUAUAAAAAUUAUUCUUCUACCCUUUUUUGUCCAAGUGUUAGUAGAGAAAGUAUGAAUAAAAAAUCUUUACAUGACAUAAUAAACAACCCUUGUACAUCAAAAAUAUUGCAAUCAUUAUAUCAACAAUUAAGAGAGUUAAUGGGAAUAUCAAUUAUUCGUAAGCAAGCAGAUAGUAUUUUAAUGAUAUUAAAUUCAUUGAAUGAUAUAAAUUUGGAAAUGAGUCAUUAUGUUAGACCAAAAACGGGAACAAUAACAGAAAAUAUAAGUUGGUUAAAUUUAUAUUCAAAAAUACAAAUACAAAAAGAUAAAUUUGAAGAAGUUAAAUUAAAUAUGAAACAUUUAUCUUAUUUUAAAUCUUUAAGAAAAAAUAUAUUAGAUGUCAGUGAAGCAAUAACACAAGGAAAAAGUCAAUUAAAAUUAACCCAUUGUUCUUUUAAUCCGAUUGUACGUGCAAUUCAGGAUGAUGAAUCUAAUGCAAUAGGUCUUAAUGGGAGAAGAAAAAUUCAGAAUUAUCAUAUUUUGUUCUCCCUUUUUUACAUGAAAAAAAUUUUGGAAUUGUGCAAUAUAAGAGAGAUUUCCUAA
Plasmodium gallinaceum is the source of this 2322-nucleotide messenger RNA. RefSeq lists its product as hypothetical. The transcript has 5 exons. NCBI's taxonomy places the organism in Eukaryota, Apicomplexa, Aconoidasida, Haemosporida, Plasmodiidae. The record is from RefSeq and is a predicted model, not a curated record. The coding region runs from base 1 to 2322 and encodes 773 amino acids.